Molecule: messenger RNA, 1183 nt
Organism: Sinocyclocheilus anshuiensis
Lineage: Eukaryota; Metazoa; Chordata; Actinopteri; Cypriniformes; Cyprinidae
Gene: oxnad1
Product: oxidoreductase NAD-binding domain containing 1
Exons: 8
Coding region: 85-1005 (306 amino acids)
Cellular component (GO): mitochondrion
Molecular function (GO): oxidoreductase activity
Source: RefSeq, a predicted model, not a curated record
GUGGCGCUACAGACUCUGUUCACCAACCGUAAACACAGACGAAGAAGGAACGUCACCGGAGUGACGAGGCCGUCAUAUCCGAUCAUGAGUGUCCCGUGUUUUGUGAGAACGGCGGCCAGAAGUAUCGCCGGUGGAUCAGGACAGUUCAGACUAGCUGUUUGCUGUUCAUGUAAAGACACAGUCACACGAAAAAUGUCAUCCAGGAGACAGACUGACCAUCUAGAAAGAACUGCUAGCGUUCAUAGACAAAUGGAACUUUUCUCAGCACGUGUUUGUGACAUUAUGAAUGAAUCUGAUUCAGUAAAGAGACUGAGACUGGAGGUGCCACAUCCUGACUUCAGCUUCCGCGCUGGACAGUGGGUGGAUUUCUUCAUCCCAGGUGUGGAUACAGUGGGCGGCUUCUCCAUUUGUUCGAGUCCUGGCCUGCUGCAGAGAGAGGGAGUGAUUGAAUUGGCUGUUAAAUACACACGCCAUCCUCCAGCACACUGGAUUCACACUAAAUGCUCUGUGGACUCUCUGGUAACUGUGAGGGUGGGAGGUAACUUCUACUUUGACCCUCAACCUUCUGACCCUGUGGUGGACCUGUUGCUGAUAGCUGGUGGUGUUGGCAUCAACCCUCUGUACUCCAUUCUGCUGCACGCAGCUGAUCUGCUUAGACACACUCAUGUUCACAGGUGCGCUCCAGGGCACACGCACCUGUGCUACAGCGCCAAGAACACCAAAGAGCUGCUCUUCAAGAACACCGUUAUUGACAUUUGUCAUGAGCGACCAGAUAAAUUCUCCUGCGAUUUCCAUGUUACCCAACAGAGCUCUGACAUAGAGCAGGAACUUCAGCCUUACACCAUAAAUGGAAGGAUAUCAGAAGAGGAACUUAAGCGCCAUGUAGAUCCUGAGCACACAUUGUGUUAUCUUUGUGGCCCUCCUCCUAUGAUAGAGAAAGUGAAUUCAGACCUGCAGAAAGUCGGCCUAUCAGAGGACAGAAUCCUUUUUGAGAAAUGGUGGUAGCUCUACAACUCAGAUAAUCACAGCGAUGGAUGCAUCUGCAUCAUCAUAGAAACAGACUGUAAUGGCAAUGGACCAGUAAAGCCUUUGAGAUCAACAGACGCUAUGUCUGCAUUCUCCACAUUUAAAGGGUUAGUUCACCCAAAAAUGAAAAUUACCCCAUGAUCUACUAACCCUCAAG